Molecule: messenger RNA, 681 nt
Organism: Symbiodinium sp. CCMP2592
Lineage: Eukaryota; Dinophyceae; Suessiales; Symbiodiniaceae
Source: the annotation of a GenBank genome assembly
AUGGGGAAUGGCUUCUUCGCUGGUGAGCUAGGGCCUUCCACUAUUGUUGGCUCCGCAGCCUUCAACUUGUUUUGCAUCGUGGCCGUUUGUGUUGUAGCGGUGCCCGCUGGCGAGCAGCGGCAGAUCAAAGAUUUAGGUGUCUUCUGGGUCACAGCAGGCUUCUCCAUCUUCGCCUACCUCUGGCUGGUCGUUAUUGUACAGGUGAACUCGCCAAACGUCGUGGAGCUCUGGGAGGCGCUGUUGACCCUGGCUUGGCUACCAGUGCUGAUCACGGUCUCCUACCUCACCGACAUCGGCUGGUUCUCGGGAAUCAGGCGACAACCCGUCAUCGAAAAGCCGGUUGCACUGGCUUCCGACGGAAAGGCUCCGCUAGCCACUCUGGCAGAACCUGGGGCUCGAAGCAGGAUGGUAUGGCGGCACGCGCUCAAGAGAAGCAGGGACUAUCCGGAGCUGCCGGAAGAAGGGUCUGAGACAAGUGGAUCCCUCCAGAGUGAUGAGUGCUCCCUUGGCUUCCGCGAUCCGGGUGUGAUCCUGAAUGAGAAGGGCGUUCCAUACGAGAAUGAUGCAGGCAUCAUCACGUUCUUUGAUGACAGCUUCAAUGUGUCCAGUGGCCUGGAAGGACGUUGCAGCGGAUUCAUUGUGACGAGCCUGGCUCGAUGGACAAAUCAUGAGCAACCCUAG